AAUUAAUUGUAUUUGAUUUAUCAACAUCUUUUUUAUUUCAGAUGAGUCCAAUAGAAAACGCCAUCCCCCCGAUGGUGGAGGCGCCCAUAGAAAAUGCCAUAGAACUGAGGAAAAAACAGGACAGAUCACGAGUUCUUUUUGGAAUCCAGCUUGAGGUAACAAGUUUACUUCUGGAAGCUGAAAGAAGAAAAUUGAACGUACUACAAAAAGAAUUACAAGUUGCAUUGGAGGAAGGAGGGUCCAUAAAAGCUAAGGAGCAUCAAAAACAAGAAUUAUUGGUUGCCAUUGCGCGUAUCCAGACGCAACACGAUCACUUGGAUAAGGAAUAUCGAGAGCAGGCUUUGGGAGUUCUUUUGUCUGUUAAUCACAGAGGAUUUGGCAAGGUAAAUUGA
Molecule: messenger RNA, 392 nt
Organism: Brassicogethes aeneus
Lineage: Eukaryota; Metazoa; Arthropoda; Insecta; Coleoptera; Nitidulidae
Source: the annotation of a GenBank genome assembly